Gregarina niphandrodes is the source of this 145-nucleotide messenger RNA. RefSeq lists its product as hypothetical. The annotation marks the transcript as partial. NCBI's taxonomy places the organism in Eukaryota, Apicomplexa, Conoidasida, Eugregarinorida, Gregarinidae. The transcript has a single exon. The record is from RefSeq and is a predicted model, not a curated record.
AUGCUUUUGGAUAAAGAUAAGGUCGUGGGCGGGAUCCGUCAGAAGGCAUACGCCCAACAAACCAUUUCCGCUUGGCAACCGGUCGUCCGCCCUACAAUCAUCAUCUCCGCCAUAGCCGUGCUCUCUGCCCUCUGCAUUGGUCUAG